Hylaeus anthracinus is the source of this 1179-nucleotide messenger RNA. RefSeq names its product ABC transporter H family member 2-like. Bases 179 to 985 code for a protein of 268 amino acids. The transcript is spliced from 3 exons. The record is from RefSeq and is a predicted model, not a curated record. Lineage: Eukaryota; Metazoa; Arthropoda; Insecta; Hymenoptera; Colletidae.
AUAUAUGCAGAUGUAUGUAUACACCGGUUGCUUCUGCAUGGCAUUAUUUUGUGCUACUUUUAGUCGUAUUGUUGAAGUGCGUUUAUUUAAGUGUGUUGCAGGUAUCGUCGAAAGCACUGAAGUAAUUUUUUAAAAUUUACCAUUUUGAAAAACAAGGUUUUCUUAUCACAAGAACAAGAUGGCAGCUGUUUGUUGUGGAUGUUUCAAAACACUCACAGACGUCGAACAGAAGAACAUUUUCGACGAAACUCUAAGGAUUUUUAUAGACGAUUACAUCGAAAAUAGUAAUAAAAUCGAUGAAUGUAAGAAGCAGCUGAAAUUAAGUGAAAGCAUCGAAUUAAUCAUGGGUAUAAAGAUUGUGCAGUCCAACGAACAAUCCGUCAACUUAUGCGACAAUUGUUUUCAAAAUAUACAAUUGUAUAUAAAUUUGAGAACUAGAUUGCUUCAUUCACUGCGUUCGCUAAAGAAUGGGUCUAAUUCGAACGAACCUAGCUCGAAAAAUGAAUGCACAAAAACUUCUCAAAAUCAGCAAGAUAAUCAGUCAAUAGAAAAUGUUGAUACAAAUAAAAAAGUUGUAUUCGAAGAUGUGAUUAAUGUUGAUGAAAACAGCACACCCUUAGAAUUUAAUUCGCAGUUGUCUGAUCAGGAAACAGCGGAUACCAAUGAUUCCAUAAAUAAUGUUACAGACUUACAGGAUGAUCAGGAGAAUAAUAAUUCUAGUGACUUGGAGAAUUCUAACACCAAUUCAAGCCCUUCCAUGUCCAGAGAGAUACCUUUGAAAGUUAAAGACAAUGAUAUAGAGUCAGAGAUAGAUGUAUGCUCUGGAGAUGACGAGGAAGUAUUAGAAUUAGAUAAUCAGGAUACAAGAGCCAAUAUUGUAGAAAUCAAUACUUCUUCGGAGUCUGAUAUAGAGGUGUGCGAUUAUGAACCAAUUGGAAAGAGAAUGAAAAAGUAUCAUGCAUUUUCGCCUCAUUUGCUUUUUUAAUCUUUACCUUUUAAUUUAAUUGUACAAAAUAAGGAACACGUUAUUUGAUACAAAUUUCUACGUUUGAUGUUCCAUGUUUAAAAUACUGUACAGUUAAAAAAAAUAUAUAUUGUUAUACUUUAAACUACUGUAUAUUGUAUGUAUGUAUUUAUUAUGUAUAAAAUAUUGCCAAAUAAAUUUAUUAAAAAAAAAAC